Molecule: messenger RNA, 3829 nt
Organism: Hibiscus syriacus
Lineage: Eukaryota; Viridiplantae; Streptophyta; Magnoliopsida; Malvales; Malvaceae
Exons: 9
Coding region: 199-3474 (1091 amino acids)
Source: RefSeq, a predicted model, not a curated record
CGAAAAUACGGCCGUUAAGAAUCUUGCAAAAGCACGAUUGUAAGUUUGUAACAACUUCAAUCUUUAGAGAGAAAAAGGAAGACGAAAUCAAAGCAAAACUAGGAAACCAGGAAAAAGAAAGAAAGAAGAAAACACAGAAAGGAGUCUUUGUUGAGUGUUUCACAAUGAAAAAUCAGUCGCUGUGUAGCGGCCUUCCUUAUGCUUGUGAUACAGCAAAAAAUACCUUGUGCCCUUCAACAAAUCCAUCUCGGCAGUGAAAAAGUGUCAGAGGUAGGACAGGCUCACUGGUCAAAAAUUUCUUUGCAGCUUAAUGGUUCUAGAAGAUCAUCAGAGGUUUCUGGAAUUUCUUCUUUCCAUUUGAGGAACAUUGACCAGAGGUGUGCCAUUGUGACAUUCCCUACAGUUGAAUCUGAUGGGCAGUGGAGAAUUGUUGCACUUCCCUUGCAAUAUUUUGAUCACACAAACCAUUUCGGAUCUAGAAACCAGGUGAAUAUGAAUGACCUGCAUUUAGUCUCCUCUGUAUCUAUCAAUUCAUUUAUGGUUGAUGGACGGAAGCCGCAGAAAGGGCCUCAACCUGCGAAGCCAUUUAGAGGCAGAAGCUUUUCUGGAUCCAAUGUCCAACAUCAAUUUCACAACAAGACCUUUGCCAAUGAAGGAACUAAAUUUAAUGAAGUGUCAAACAAUGCUUCCUAUCAUAGCUCCAUCACUUGCAAUGAUUCCUCUGCUGUUAUAUCAAAAGAAUUUAACGCUACUAAUCCACUAGCCAUGUUCAUCAAUCCUUCUGAGGAAGACAAGUCUAAAAAGAGAAAUUCACAAAAGAGGGCAAAAAUGAAGGGAAAACAUAAAAAGAAUCAGCUGUGUGAUGUUGGCUCCACAGAAUCAGAAGUUUAUUCUCAGUAUACCCGUGGAAGUUCAGCAUCUGAAAUCUGUGUUGAUUUUGCAGACAGCAGCAAUGAUACUGUUACAAGUUCUUGUUCACCAAAUAUAAGCACACCUGACAUCGAUGAAGUGGAUAUAUCACAAGUUGUACCCUCUGAAGGUCAGAAGUUCCCUAGGGAGCAUCAUACAAAUAACUAUGAAAUGGGUAGAGAGGAACAGCAACUUUCCAGAUGUCAAGGAAAUAAAGAGAGGAAACAUCUUUCACAUAUGGGCUCUCUUGACGAUUUAAAUCCUAAAGAUUUCUCUGUUGUGCAUGAUUCUCUGGAUUCUGUUUCUUCUGGUUUGAACCGUGAAGACGGUACAAAUUCUGUUAUUCUUCACCCAUUUAACAAGAACAUCCUUGAAAUCUGUCAAUCGGAGCUAUCAGGUUCUGGUACAAAGAAAGGGUGCUCCUAUCAUCAAAACACAUUAUGUAGCACUAUACAAACCCAAGAUUAUAUGGAGGAAAGCCAGCAUGGACGAAUGGUUGCAUCAAACAAAAGGGAUAAGCAAUUUAAAUCUGUUCCUGUGAGUUCUGUUACUUUCAGACCUGGAAAUAUUGGAAACUAUUAUAGUCGAAGGGGAACUGAAAACAGUCAUUCUGUCUGGCAAAGGGUUCAGAAGAAAGCUGUAGAGAAAUGCAACACAGAGUUGAAGAAAACAAGGCCCUUCUCCUCAGAGUUUGAUGUUUCUUUAAAUGGUGCUCCUGUUCUGAAAAGGAAUCCUAAUGAUGUCAAUGAUAAGAAGUCAAAAAGUAAGGUUCCUAGGAAGUUGAGAAGAAAAGUUGGUCCAGCAUCAAAAGAAGAGAAAAACAGUUUAUCCUGGAAGGAGUCUCAUCCGAACAAGGUUGAUUGUCCAAGGGUUGGGACCAUGAAAUCUGAAUUAGUUGACAACUUUCAAGCAGGUCCAAGUGGCAUAGAACCAUGUGACAUUGUCUGUGGGACUGCUUUUGGUUUGAAUAAUCUGUGCAUAGAGAAUCAAAACAACAUAAUGCAAAAAUCAUUCGUCCCUUUGGAUCAGCCAAACUUGCUUGAGGUGCAAAAUCCAGUUUAUCUCUCUCAUCUGAUGGUGAAUGGUGUUGCUCAAACAGAAAAAGGAAUUUCUCUUGCUGAAAAUGCUAAGCAAAGCCAUAAUUCGGGCUCUGUUCUGCAGAAAUGGAUACCUAUUAGGAUAAAGGAUUGUGGAUUGAUAACAUCUGUUAGAUCUGCCAAUUUGUCUUUGGAACAUACUAAUGGGCCAGAUGCUGAAGACUGGAUUUCCAAAAAUACUUUUGAAGAGAAUGUUUAUCCUUACUCUGAAAAUAUUUCUUCUCUGAGUUCUGGAACACUGUGUAGGACUGGGAAGGACUCGGGACAAGAAAUUAGUUCUCACGAAGGCGGGAACCAUAUUCGAAAAUUGUGGAAUCUUAAUUCUUGUGUAAAUGAAAAAGAAAAUGAAAACAAGCAUAGUGGGGCUAAUUUCUUUAUUGAUGAUGAAACGAAAGAACAAGAUUUAUCAGCAGCUGCAACUGAUUUAAACAAGAUAGCAAAGGCAUUGAAUGAUGCCUAUAGGGCACAAAUGGCAUCUGAAGCUGUUCAGAUGGUCACUGGGUGUCCCAUUGCCGAGUUUGAAAGGCUUCUUCACUUUUGUUCUCCAGUUAUUUGUCACUCAUACAGUUCAGUAGGCUGUCAAACUUGCUUUCUGGACCAGGUUCCUAGUGCUCUAUUGUGUAGACAUGAGAUACCGAACAUCCAACUGGGAUGCCUCUGGAAGUGGUAUGAGAAACACGGAAGCUAUGGAUUAGAAAUAAGGGCAGAAGAUCAUAAAAAUCCAAAAGAAUUGGGUAUUGAUCAAUUUGCAUUUCGUGCCUACUUUGUUCCAUACUUGUCAGCAGUUCAACUCUUCAGGAACAGUAAAAAUAAUUCCACACGGAAUAACACCAGAAUUUCUUCUCCUGCUGUUUCUGAAGAUUCUGAUACUUGUUCCACUUCAAGAAACUCUGCUACUGUUGGUCACCGUCCGAUAUUUUCAGUACUUGUUCCACAGCCUUGCGCUGCAGAACCAAGUAAUCAGUUGCAAGUAAAUGAUGUGGUUAGAUCAGAACCGUCUGCAGUUUCUCCUGAAGAUGCGUUGCCUGUUAAAUCGGUUGACCUUACACAGUCUGAUUGUCUUGAUCUGGCUUUUGAGUACUUUGAAUCUGAACAGCCUCAACAAAGACAGGCAUUAUAUGAAAAGAUACAAGACCUGGUUAGAGAUGAUCUAUCUUCUCUGUGCAAAAUGUAUGGGGAUCCAGUUUAUUUGAACUCCAUAAAUAUACAUGAUUUGCAUCCUCAAUCAUGGUAUUCUGUUGCUUGGUAUCCUAUUUACAAAAUUCCAGAUGGGAAUUUCCGUGCAGCCUUUUUGACUUACCAUUCACUUGGCCAUUUGGUUCGUAGAAGUUCCAAGUUUGAUUACCCUAGUGUGGAUGCAUGUGUAGUAUCUCCUGUUGUAGGUCUUCAGAGUUACAAUGCUCAGGGUGAAUGCUGGUUCCAGCCGAGGAACUCUACAACAAUGAUACUUGUGAAAACCAGGGCUUAAAUCCAUCCGGAUUACUGAAGGAGCGAUUAAGGACGCUUGAGGAGACUGCAUCUCUUAUGGCAAGGGCAGUUGUCACCAAGGGAAAUAAGACAUCGGUUAACAGGCACCCUGAUUACGAGUUCUUUUUCUCAAGGCAGCAAUAGUUAAUUUCCUGCAACUCAACAAAUAACCUCUUUAGGCUUAUUCAGUUAAUUCAGCAAUGUCCAGGUAGAAACUAACCUUAACAUAGUGUUCUUUGGUCAGUGGAUUUCGGUACAGUUGUUUGUAUGUUUUCAUUUUGAAUGAAUGUUAGUCUUCACUUUUUCAUAUAGGGUGAUUGCGUAUCUUUUAUGCGGACCGCAAAAUAAUGUAUAUA